AGGGGGUGAAAAUGGCGCCCAGCUCGAAAUCGGAGCGGAAUAGCGGGGCAGGGAGCGGUGGUGGCGGCCCCGGGGGAACCGGGGGGAAGCGAGCAGCGGGGCGGCGGCGGGAGCACGUCCUCAAGCAGCUGGAGCGGGUCAAGAUCAGUGGGCAGCUCUCGCCUCGCCUCUUCCGGAAGCUGCCACCGAGGGUCUGUGUGUCACUCAAGAACAUCGUGGAUGAGGAUUUCCUCUAUGCAGGGCACAUCUUCCUGGGUUUUUCCAAGUGUGGCCGCUAUGUGCUGUCCUACACCAGCAGCAGCGGAGACGAUGACUUCUCCUUCUACAUCUAUCACCUCUACUGGUGGGAGUUCAACGUACACAGCAAGCUGAAGCUGGUCCGGCAGGUGCGGCUCUUCCAGGACGAGGAGAUCUACAGCGACCUGUACCUAACUGUGUGUGAGUGGCCCAGCGAUGCCUCCAAGGUCAUCGUCUUUGGCUUCAACACCCGCUCGCCCAACGGCACGCUCAUGAACAUGAUGAUGAUGAGCGAUGAGAACCACCGCGACAUCUACAUCAGCACUGUGGCCGUGCCACCAUCUGGCCGUUGUGCUGCCUGCCAGGACGCCAGCAGGGCGCACCCAGGGGACCCAGGCGCACAGUGCCUGCGACACGGCUUCAUGCUGCACACCAAGUACCAGGUGGUCUACCCGUUCCCCACCUUCCAGCCCGCCUUCCAGCUCAAGAAAGACCAGGUGGUGCUGCUGAACACCAGCUACUCCCUGGUGGCCUGUGCCGUCUCCGUGCACGCAGCAGGUGACAGUGGCUUCUGUCAGAUUCUGUAUGACCACACAGCCUCUCCAUCGCCCCCACCCAGCCCCCCGGGGCCCUGUAGCCCUGAGACACCCCCUACCCUCCCCAACCUCUGCCCCGAGGUGGCCCCAGCCCGUUCCUCUGGGGCCUCUGAGCCCUCACCUGCCAUCGCCAGAGCCAAGGAAUUCGUGGCUGACAUCUUCCGCAGAGCCAAGGAGGCCAAGGGCGGGACUGCUGAGGACACCCGGCCGCCCCCCUGCCCUGGGCCCUCAGGCAGCCGGUGCCGGCUGUCCUCAGAGGUCCCAGGCCUCUGUGGUGAGGCGGCGCCCAGGGACAGUCCUGCCAUGACACCUGCCCUGGAGCCUGGCUAUGUCAACUACACCAAGCUGUACUAUGUGCUGGAGUCCAGCGAGGGGACGGAGCCUGAGGAUGAGUUUGAGGACGACAAGAUCUCCCUGCCCUUCGUGGUAACUGACCUCCGCGGCCGCAACCUUCGUCCCAUGCGGGAGCAAACUGCUGUGCAGAGCCAGUACCUGACGGUGGAGCAGCUCACACUGGACUUUGAGUACGUCAUCAACGAGGUCAUUCGCCAUGAUGCCACCUGGGGCCACCAGUUCUGCUCUUUUAGUGACUACGACAUCGUCAUUCUGGAGGUUUGCCCAGAGACCAACCAAGUCCUCAUCAACAUCGGCCUGCUGCUCCUGGCCUUCCCGUCCCCCACAGAGGAGGGCCAGCUCCGACCAAAGACCUAUCACACCAGCCUCAAGGUGGCGUGGGACCUCAACACGGGCAUCUUUGAGACAGUCAGCGUGGGUGACCUCACCGAGGUCAAGGGGCAGACAAGUGGCAGUGUCUGGAGCUCGUACCGAAAGGGCUGUGUGGACAUGGUCAUGAAGUGGCUGGUGCCUGAGAGCAGUGGCCGCUAUGUCAACAGGAUGACCAACGAGUCACUGCACAAAGUGGCUCAUGGCCGGGCCUUCACACAGGGUGCUCGCUGAAGGUGCUGGCGGACAGUGAGCGGUACACGUGGAUCGUGCUGUGAGGGCCCAGCCGCCCGGACACUGAUGCCAACUACCUCCGCAGCUGGAGCUGGCCGCCCCCGUGUUGGCCUCUGCCCGACUGGUGGCCCGAGACGAUGGCAGUAGUGUUGGGCUGCAGGAAGGGCUGGGUGGCCAGCCCAGCAGCCGGAGAGUCUGGACGCUUUUUUAUUUAUGCCUAUUUAAGAUGCGAAGGGGCAGAGGGGGAGCCCUGCCCCCCACCCUGGAGUGCCCCUUUCCUGGGCGCUGGUGCCAGUGGGACCCGCGGGGAGAUGAAUAGUCCUGGCCUCCUGAGCCCUGCCCACCCAGCCUCACC
Molecule: messenger RNA, 2145 nt
Organism: Fukomys damarensis (Damara mole-rat)
Lineage: Eukaryota; Metazoa; Chordata; Mammalia; Rodentia; Bathyergidae
Gene: Dcaf15
Product: DDB1 and CUL4 associated factor 15
Exons: 12
Coding region: 12-1790 (592 amino acids)
Biological process (GO): protein ubiquitination
Cellular component (GO): Cul4-RING E3 ubiquitin ligase complex
Source: RefSeq, a predicted model, not a curated record